This is a messenger RNA of Nicotiana attenuata, 1869 nucleotides long. RefSeq lists its product as uncharacterized. The coding region runs from base 1 to 1869 and encodes 622 amino acids. The record is from RefSeq and is a predicted model, not a curated record. Lineage: Eukaryota; Viridiplantae; Streptophyta; Magnoliopsida; Solanales; Solanaceae. The transcript is spliced from 3 exons.
AUGCCUCAUGAAAAUGCCCCAGGGGUAGAUGGGUUCCCUAUUGAAUUUUUCACUAAGCAUUGGCAGGAGGUGGGGAAUGACAUCUGUGAUGCCACAAAACAGUUUUUUGCAACUGGGAAAAUGCAUAGAGGAGUCAGUAGCACUGUUGUGACCUUAAUUCCUAAGGUGCAGAAUCCAAGCCAUGUCAAAGACUACAAACCUAUAGCAUGUUGUACAACUUUGUACAAGAUAAUCACAAAGGUUAUAACUGCUCGAAUUAAGAAGGUCAAUGGAGAGCUAGUUGGGGAGUCACAAUCAACUUUCAUUGAGGGUCGUAGUAUCACUGACAACAUCCUCUUCACACAUGAAUUGUUCAAAGGAUACAAUAGGAAAGAAAUCUCCCCAAGAUGCGUACUAAAAGUGGACUUGAGGAGAACUAAUGAUACAUUAGAGUGGUCUUUCCUGGAAAGAAUAUUGUUAGAACUAGGUUUUCCUCAUAAGUUCACAAGCUGGAUUAUGGAGUAUAUUUCAUCAGUGUCAUACUCUCUAAAUAUUAAUGGUGGACUAAUAACACCUUUAAAAGGAAGAAGGGGGAUAAGGCAAGGGGACCGAAUGUCGCCCUAUCUUUUUGUUCUGGUUAUGGAGUAUUUACAGAGGGAGUUUGCACAAUUGAUGAAAAAUAAAGAAUUCAAGUUUCAUCCCAGGUGUAAAAAACUUGGAGUGGUGCAUAUCUGUUUCGCAGAUGACUUGCUUAUGUUCUGUAAGGCUGAUGUUCAGUCUAUUAGGUUGCUAAAGCAGACCUUCCUAAAGUUCUUUGAGGCUUCUGGUCUUCAAGCAAAUGCAGAUAAAAGUUCUGUCCAUUUAGCUGGUGUUUCAAAGGCUCAGAAGCAGGAUAUUUUGCAAGAGUUGGGGAGCACAGAAAAUAAAUUGCUGGACAGCAAGGCUACUUUCAUAUGCAGGGCGUGUACAACUGAUCAAAUCAGUUCUGUUUGGGAUUCAAUCAUACUGGGUACAUCAAAUGUCUCUAAAAAGGCCUUGGUCUCAUGGGAGAAAGUUUGUCUACCACAAGUUGUAGGAGGCCUAAAUGUGAUGAAUAUGGUAUAUUGGAACAAAACUGCUGUAGCAAAGCACUUGUGGGCAGUGGCAAAAAAGAAGGACUGUUUAUGGAUUAGGUGGAUUCAUACCUUCUAUAUAAAACAUAACAUGUUGGAGCACAUGCCAAUACCCAAGAAUGCAGCUUGGGUGGUUCGAAAAAUACUGGAAACAAGGAAAUUCAUUGGAGAAGUUCAAAGAAUUCAGGGUGAUCUUAUGAGCAGACUGGGACAAUUACAGAAGGGUGAAUCUUUCAGUAUCAGGAAACUCUAUAGAUUACAAUUCCCUCAACUCCAAAAAGUACCUUGGAAAGGUAUUGUUUUGCAACCAAAUUUACAUCCCAGAUUCAAGUUUAUUCUUUGGUUAGCAUUGCAAAGGAGACUAGCUACAGUUGAUAGGCUCUUGAAGUUUGGGGUUCAGAUUCCCCAACAAUGUAUCUUCUGUAAGCAAGCUGAUGAAGUAUUUGAUCAUAUCUUCUUUGAGUGCACUAUGACUAAAGAAUUAUGUCCGAGACUACUGAAAUGGCUUGGGCAUAGUAGAACUAUCCGAGAUUGGCAGAGUGAAGUGGUAUGGAUAAGUCAGUAUGCUACAAAGAAGAAUGGACAUUGGGCAAUUGUUACUUUUGUCUUUGGUAUGAUGAUAUAUACCAUAUGGAGAGAAAGGAACAAACUCAGAUUCCAGGGUGGGAUAACUAUUGCAAGCAGCAUUUGUAGAGAAAUAGCAGUCCAUAUACACACGAGGGGUCGAUUAAUACAGCAUUGGCAAGGAGCACUCGAAAAGCGUAACUGUUAUCCUUAG